Molecule: messenger RNA, 1581 nt
Organism: Didymosphaeria variabile
Lineage: Eukaryota; Fungi; Ascomycota; Dothideomycetes; Pleosporales; Didymosphaeriaceae
Exons: 6
Coding region: 1-1581 (526 amino acids)
Biological process (GO): amino acid transmembrane transport
Cellular component (GO): vacuolar membrane
Molecular function (GO): amino acid transmembrane transporter activity
Source: RefSeq, a predicted model, not a curated record
AUGCAAAGAUCUCGUUCGAGGAGUACCAUUACUGGGCGAAGCGCUCCCGAGUGGCAGAGAAGAGCAUCGAAACAAAAAGGGGCUGGGCUUAUUGGCCUCUUCAAGCGGAAAGGUCUGAGCAAGCGCAGUGAAGAACCGACUUCUAAUGCGACCGAAGGUGUCAACGAGAAGGGAUCUGAGACACCACAUGAUCCUGCUGUCAUUGACAGUUCGAUCUUCUACCUCAUUACCACUGAUAUCCUAGGUCCCUACAACGUUCCAUGGGCCGUUAGCCGAAUGGGCUAUGGGCCCGGCUUCGCGCUCUACACUGUCUUCGGUGGGCUUGCCUUUUAUUCAAGCCUUCAGAUCUGGCAGAUGUUCGUGGGUUUAGACUCCACUCGCUACCCGCUUCGUAACUACGGCGAUCUUGCGUUUCGUAUUUACGGCAACUGGGCUCGGUAUCUGUUCAACAUCCUACAGAUGUUCCAAUUCUUUCUCAUGGUUGCGCUGAUCACGGAGAGUAAUGGGCAGGCGUUGGCGCAGAUGGCAGCUGGGAAGAGUGGGACGGGAUUUCUCUGUUUCGUAGCGGCAGAGGCCAUAACUGCUACCCUUGGACUUAUCCUGGGCCAGAUUCGCACACUCCAGAAGCUGGGAUGGCUCGCCAACGUUGCUGUCUGGCUGAACAUCAUUGUCAUUGUUAUGACUAUGAUCGUGGUGCACAAGUACCCCCCAAAUUACGAGGCUGCUGAGAUUGCGAACAAUGUCGAGGAAGGCCCAGUAGUUACAUCGGCCAAUUGGCCCGUGGGCCUUGGCCUUAGCGACUACAUGGGCGGCGUGAUGAACUGCGUCUACGCAUAUGGCGGUGCGGUGCUCUUCAAUGAGCUAAUGGCGGAGAUGCGACGACCGAUGGACUUUUGGAAGAGCUUGAUCUGUGCAGAGGCCUUUAUCUAUGCCGUCUAUAUCAUCAUGGGCAUGGUUGUUUACAGCGCGCAAGGCCAAUUCACGUACCCGCUCGCUUACCAAGGUAUUCCGUCGAGUGCGUAUUCUUGGCAGACGUUUGGCAACGCGGUUUCGUAUACCUCCGGACUAAUUGCGAUGGCACUCUAUGGGAACAUUGGCAUAAAAGUCAUCUACGCCUCUGUUCUGCAAGACAUAUUCAACUUCCCACCACUGGACAAGAAAACUGGUAAGAUUCUUUGGGUGGUCAUCGUUCCGAUUUAUUGGGGUCUUGCAUUUGUGGUUGCUGCGGCAGUUCCACAGAUUGCGAAUCUACUCGCUCUGGUUGGUGCCCUGUGCAUCAUGCAAUUCCAAUAUACUUUCCCACCCCUCCUUAAAGUCGGUUUCAACGUUCAAAAAGACGCCAUGCUGCCGGAGGAAACAUUCGACGCCCCGACAGGUGAACUUCGUCGCGUGGACUCUGGCAUGAAGCGCUGGGUGCGCGGUUAUAUGAAGAAGCCGAUCUGGAACACGUUCGAUGUUCUCUUCGGUUUGGCAGCUUUAUCUACGGCAGGCCUGGGUGUCUGGGCGGCGGCUAUUAACAUGAAAGCGCAGUUUGAAUCUUCUGGCAUCACACCAUUCACCUGUACAAACCCGGCUGGGUAG